CCAAACUGUUACCCUGAGUGUUACCGUCAGGAGCAAUGACAUCAGGGCUUUAAAACAACUUGUUAUUCGGGGAGUAAUCAGUUGCAAUUAGGCAUUAAUUAAGUAUUAUGAAAGUUGAUUAUUUAAGUGAAUUCGGCUUUCGACUCUCCGACUAUGAGUUUGGGACCAAAGAGAGGAGCAUGGAUCUUGGUACAGCUGAAGGCACCCGGUGCACCGACCCGCCCGCAGGCAAGCCCGCGAUGGCGGCUAAGCGCAAAGGCGGCCUGAAGCUGAACGCCAUCUGCGCCAAGCUGAGCCGCCAGGUGGUGGUGGAGAAGGCGGCGGACGCAGGCCCCCAGGCCGAGGGCAGCCCGCUGCGGCCGCGGGACCGGGAGGCCGGUGUGGCCCGGGGUGCCCGCAGCGAGGAGGACAAGAGGCGUGCGGUGAUCGAGAAGUGGGUCAACGGCGAGUACAGUGAGGAGCCUGCGCCCGCACCUGGCCUGGGGCGGAUCGUCCGUGAGGGCCUGGAGCUGCCCCCCGAGGGCGUCUACAUGGUGCAGCCCCAGGGCUGCAGUGACGAGGAGGACCACGGCGAGGAGCCCCCCAAGGAUGGCAGCGCCGUGGCGGAGAAGGAGUCCGAUGGCGUGGCCUCCAAGGACGACAGCGGCCCUGCCACCAAGCAGGCCUCAGGAGAGGCCUCCUCGCUCCGGGACUACGCCGCCUCCACCAUGACCGAGUUCCUUGGCAUGUUCGGCUACGACGACCAGAACACGAGGGACGAGCUGGCCAGGAAGAUCAGCUUCGAGAAGCUGCAUGCGGGCUCCACCCCCGAGGUGGCCACCUCCUCCGUGCUUCCCGCCUCCGAGGACGCCCUCAGCAAGCGGGCACGCUUCUCCAAAUACGAGGAGUACAUCCGCAAGCUCAAGGCCGGCGAGCAGCUCUCCUGGCCGGCCCACAGCAGCAAGGCCGAGGAGCGGGCGGGCAAGGAGGUGGUGGGGCCCCUGCCCGGCCUGCGGCUGCCCAGCAGCACAGCUCACCUGGAGACCAAGGCCACCAUCCUGCCCCUGCCCUCCCACAGCAGCGUCCCCAUGCAGGGCCUGGUGGCCCGCGCCUCCAAGUACGACUUCUUCAUCCAGAAACUGAAGACAGGCGAGAACCUGCGGCCCCAGAACGGGAGCACCUACAAGAAGCCAUCCAAGUACGACCUGGAGAAUGUCAAAUACCUACACCUCUUCAAGCCCGGGGAGGGCAGCCCCGACAUGGGCGGGGCCAUCGCCUUCAAGACCGGCAAGGUGGGGCGCCCCUCCAAGUACGAUGUCAGAGCCAUCCAGAAACCAGGUCCCGCCAAGGCUCCACCCACCCCCAGCCUGGCUCCUGCGUCCCUCCCCAGCAUGCCCAGCGCUCCCAGCGCCCCCGGGCCGGGACCUGAGCCACCUGCCUCCCUGCCUUUCAACACUCCCGAGUACCUGAAGUCGACCUUCUCCAAAACAGACUCCAUCACCACGGGGACUGUCUCCACCGUCAAGAAUGGAUUGCCCACAGAUAAACCAGCUGUCACCGAAGAUGUAAACAUUUACCAGAAAUAUAUCGCCAGGUUCUCGGGCAGUCAGCACUGCGGCCACAUCCACUGCGCCUACCAGUACCGAGAACACUACCAUUGCCUGGACCCCGAGUGUAACUACCAGAGGUUCACGAGCAAGCAGGACGUGAUCCGACACUACAACAUGCACAAGAAACGCGACAACUCCCUCCAGCAUGGCUUCAUGCGCUUCAGCCCGCUGGACGACUGCAGCGUCUACUACCACGGCUGCCACCUCAACGGGAAGAGCACCCACUACCACUGCAUGCAGGUGGGCUGUAACAAGGUGUACACGAGCACGUCAGAUGUGAUGACCCACGAGAACUUCCACAAGAAGAACACCCAGCUCAUCAACGAUGGCUUCCAGCGUUUCCGAGCCACCGAGGACUGUGGCACGGCCGACUGCCAGUUCUACGGGCAGAAGACCACGCAUUUCCACUGCAGGCGCCCCGGAUGCACGUUCACCUUCAAGAACAAGUGUGACAUCGAGAAGCACAAGAGCUACCACAUCAAGGAUGACGCGUACGCCAAGGACGGCUUCAAGAAGUUCUACAAGUACGAGGAGUGCAGGUACGAGGGCUGCGUGUACAGCAAGGCCACCAACCAUUUCCACUGCAUCCGCGCCGGCUGCGGUUUCACCUUCACCUCCACCAGCCAGAUGACCUCCCACAAGCGCAAGCACGAGCGCAGGCACGUCCGCUCCUCGGGCGUGCUGGGGCUGCCGUCCUCGCUGCUGGGCUCCAAGGACACGGAGCACGAGGAGUCGAGCAACGACGACCUGGUCGACUUCUCGGCCUUGAGCAGCAAGAACUCCAGCCUGAGCGCCUCCCCGACCAGCCAGCAGUCCUCCGCCUCCCUGGCCGCCGCCGCCACCGCCACCGAGGCCGUGCCCAGCGCCUCCAAGCCUCCCAACAGCAAGAUCCCUGGGCUGCUGUCCCAGGGCCUGCCUGCGUCCAUCCCGCUGGCGCUGGCUCUCUCCAACACAGGCCUGCCCACCGCCGCCCCCUACUUCCCCAUCCUGCCGGGUCGGAGCAGCACCUCCCUGCCUGUGGGCACCCCCGGCCUCCUGGGCGCCAUGUCGUCGGGGGCGGCUGCCUCCGCGGCCGCUGACACCCCCACUCUGGCCGCCUCGGGAGCCGGCGACUCAGCCCCAGCGGCUGCCACCUCCGUCCCGGUGCCACCCGGCUCCAUCAUGGAGAGGAUCUCUGCGAGCAAGGGCCUCAUCUCGCCCAUGAUGGCCAGGCUGGCCGCGGCCGCCCUCAAGCCCUCUGCCACCUUUGACCCAGGAAACGGGCAGCAGGCCACCCCUGCCAGGUUCCCCCCGGCCCCAGUGAAGCAGGAGCCCGGUGAGAACGCUGGCGCCCCGGUUCCCCACGAGGUCUCCCAGGACCGCAGUUUAGACCUGACGGUGAAGGAGCCCAGUAAUGAAUCAAAUGGCCACGCAGUCCCGGCAAAUUCAUCUCUUUUAUCCUCGCUUAUGAAUAAGAUGUCUCAGGGCAACCCCAACCUCGGCAGCCUGCUGAACAUCAAGACAGAGGCGGAGGCCAGCGCCGCCAUGGAGUCCUCGCCCUUCCUGGGCAAGGCUGUGAAGGCGCUGGUUCAGGAGAAGCUGUCCGAGCCCUGGAAGGUGUACCUCCGAAGGUUUGGCACCAAGGACUUCUGUGACGCCCAGUGUGACUUCCUCCACAAGGCCCACUUCCACUGCGUGGUGGAGGAGUGCGGCGCACUUUUCAGCACCCUGGACGGAGCCAUCAAGCAUGCCAACUUCCACUUGCGGACGGAGGGAGGAGCUGUGAAGGGAACCGCAGAGGCUGCCUUCCCUGCCACCGCGGCCGAGACCAAACCUGCCUUGGCCCCCUCGUCCCCGUCGGCACCUCCCGUCACCACAGCCACAGUUUCCGCUCUGGAGGGUCCCACUCCCAGCCCGGCCGCCGUGCCCUCCACCCCCACGCUGCUCGCCUGGAAGCAGCUGGCUUCCACCAUACCCCAGAUGCCUCAGAUUCCAGCGCCAGUGCCUCACCUGCCCACUUCGCCCUUGGCAACGACUUCUCUAGAAAACGCCAAGCCCCAGGUCAAACCCGGAUUCCUCCAGUUCCAGGAGAACGAUCCCUGCCUCGCGACGGACUGCAAGUAUGCCAACAAGUUCCACUUCCACUGUCUCUUCGGGAACUGCAAGUACGUCUGCAAAACCUCGGGCAAGGCGGAGUCGCACUGCCUGGACCACAUCAACCCCAACAACAACCUGGUCAACGUGCGGGACCAGUUCGCGUACUACUCGCUUCAGUGUCUCUGUCCCAACCAGCAUUGCGAGUUCCGGAUGCGCGGCCACUACCACUGCCUGCGGACCGGCUGCUACUUCGUGACCAACAUCACCACCAAGCUGCCGUGGCACAUAAAGAAGCACGAGAAAGCCGAGCGGCGCGCAGCCAACGGAUUCAAGUACUUCACCAAGCGCGAGGAGUGUGGCAGGCUAGGCUGCAAGUACAACCAGGUCAACAGCCACUUCCACUGCAUCCGUGAGGGCUGCCAGUUCUCCUUCCUCCUCAAGCACCAAAUGACCUCCCACGCCCGGAAGCACAUGCGGAGGAUGCUGGGGAAGAACUUCGACCGCGUGCCCGCCUCCCAGGGCCCCCCGAGCCUGAUGGACACAGAGACCGAUGAGUACAUGGACUACACGGGCUGCAGCCCGGGCGCCAUGUCUUCCGAGUCGUCCACCAUGGACCGAAGCUGCUCCAGCACCCCCGUGGGCAACGAGAGCACCGCGGCAGGGAACACCAUCUCCAUGCCCGCGGCGUCCGGGGCCAAGAAGCGCUUCUGGAUCAUCGAGGACAUGUCGCCCUUCGGCAAGCGGCGCAAGACGGCGGCGUCGCGCAAGAUGCUGGACGAGGGCAUGAUGCUCGAGGGCUUCCGGCGCUUCGACCUGUACGAGGACUGCAAGGACGCCGCGUGCCAGUUCUCGCUCAAGGUCACGCACUACCACUGCACGCGCGAGAACUGCGGCUACAAGUUCUGCGGCCGCACGCACAUGUACAAGCACGCGCAGCACCACGACCGCGUGGACAACCUGGUGCUGGACGACUUCAAGCGCUUCAAGGCGUCGCUGCGCUGCCACUUCGCCGACUGCCCGUUCUCGGGCGCGAGCACGCACUUCCACUGCCUGCGCUGCCGCUUCCGCUGCACGGACAGCACCAAGGUCACGGCGCACCGCAAGCACCACGGCAAGCAGGACGUGAUCAGCGCGGCGGGCUUCCGCCAGUUCAGCUCGAGCGCCGACUGCGCCGUGGCCGACUGCAAGUACAAGCUCCGCUGCUCGCACUUCCACUGCACCUACCCCGGCUGCCGCCACACGGUGGUCGGGAUGUCGCAGAUGGACUCGCACAAGCGCAAGCACGACAAGCAGGAGCGCGGGGAGCCGCCCGCCGCCUCGCCCGGCCCCGCCGGCGCCCCGGACGCCGCCCCGCCGCUGGGCCCCGAGCCCGCGCUGCUCUUCCUGCCGCCCGCCGCCGCCGCCGCCGCCGCCGCCGCCGCCGCCGCCGCCGCCCCCGCGCCCGCCGGCCCGGGGCUGGGGCUGGGGCUGGGGCCGGGGCCGGGGCCGGGGCCGGGGCUGGGCGACCCCGGCGACCCCGGCCCGCCGACGGCCCCCGCGACGGCCCCCGACGGCCCCCGCGACGGCCCCGCCGCGCCCGCGCCCGGCCCCGCGGCCGGGGAGUCCUCGCAGGAGGACGACGAGGAGGAGCUGGAGCUGCCCGAGGAGGACGCGGACGACGACGAGGACGACGACGACGACGAGGACGACGACGAAGACGACGACGACGAAGACGACGACGACGACGAGGACCUGCGCACCGACUCGGAGGAGUCGCUGCCCGAGGCGGCGGGGCGGCGGGCGGCGGGGGCGGCGGGGCCGGGGGCGCGGAGCCCGGAGCUGGCGGCGCCCGCCGCGGCCUCGCCCUAGCCCUAGCCGGCGUCGGGGCGGGGGGCGCGGGGACCGGCGGGGACGGGCGGGGGCGCCCGGGGCCGCCGCGACUCCCGCUGUACGAGAUGCGAUUUGUGCGUCGGGCCAAGCCGGGCGCGCCCCCGCGGCCCCCGCCCCGCCGCCCCGCAGGUGCUUCCGGACCCCGAGUCCGUCUCAGGACAGAGGCGGGGCCCCCCCCUGGUGCUCCGGGCCCCCCGCCCCCCCCCCCCCCGCCCGCGAGGACCGGCUGCGAGCGCCCCUCCCCUCGGCUGCAGGCGGGGGUCUUCUUCUUCAGGGAAACAGAAGGUGCUCUUGUCGGGGUGUCCUCCCCCGGGGCGCGGGCCCCGGGCCCCACGACCGCGCCGGCGGGACUCAUGCUCAGGACUGGGGGCCGCGGCCCCUGCGGCGGAGGGAGCCCAGCCAGCCCCCGGGGGUGGGCGUGGGGGUGGGGGUGGGGCGGGGCGCCGCGCGGGGACCCCCGGGCGCGGCCUCUGCGGCGGGGGCCUCGGGGCGAGGGCGCAGGGCCCGGCGGGGCCUCGGCCACCCACGCCGUGGAGCGGAAGGAUACCACUCUUCGGGGCUUUAAUAUUCAAAAUGGGGAAAAACGCGAGAAAGCUGUACAGUAUUUUUCCUGUAAAGGUUAUUAUUCUACAUAGAACAAAAAAAAAAAAAAAACACAAAAAAAGGCAGGCGGGCCCGGGAGCACAGGCCGCCGCGGCCCCGCCCCGGGUGGACGCCGAGUGCAAUCGCUCACGUGGGAUUUCGUUCCAUUCGUUUUCGGGGCCUUACCCGAGUGACGCUGUCUCGACAGUAGCACUGACGGGAGCUGCGCGAUUCCAACUUUUAACUUGAAUUUUGUAGAAACAAGGAAAAAAGGACUAUUGCUGUUGAUACAAGUUUGUAGUUAAUUUUGAGUUUUUCUCUAUUGGUUAUGCGUGUGGCUUUAUAGGGCUUUUUUUUUUUUUCCAGUUUGUUAUUUUAAAUUACUUUUGUUUGGGAUGCUUCUUUGCUGGUGCAACCCACCCAGACCAGGUCCCCGCGCCCCGCGCCCACAGGUCCGAGCGGGCUUGGGGAGGAAGGCCCACGCGGCAGGGGCGCCCGGGGCGGCUCGGGUCCUGGCCACCAGCCUGGCUCGGGGGACCCUGCAACUCGGCCUGUCACCCCGAUCGCCGAGGGGGCCGAGGGGGCCUCACGUGACGGCAGGGGGCACUGGGUUUUUUUUUUCUUUUUUGUCCGUGUGUGUGCGUGUGCGCGCGUGUCCUCUUGGCCGCCCACAGCCCGGGAGCCAGGACCACCUGCGCUUGGAGGGGGUUGGGGGUCCCACUGAGCGCACCUGAUGCAACAGGAGCAAAUCCUUGUCCGAAACAGCCCCGCGCAGAGCCUCCCGAACUCUGUGGGCGCCGCGCUGCUGCUGAGCGCUCGCCCAGACUCUGCCCUCCACCGCCCCUGGGUGCGUGGAGGGAGUUUUGUAAAGGAAAAAAAAAAAAAAGAAAAAAACAAAACACAAAAACAUUUUUCAAUGUAGCAGACUUUAAAAAAAAAAUUAAAAAAAAAAGAAAAUCGAAGAUGCCGACAGUGCGAAGUCUAGCCUUUUGUAACCUUCAUAUUGCACACUAGGACUAUAAGCCAUUGCUAGCUCAUUUUGAAUUUUAAUGUGUAAUUUUUGUUUUAUUUUCUUUCUGUGGGGAAAAUAAUGCUUGAUCCACCAAUGCUCUUUUUAAUGUUUUAUAACUAUGUAUGUGUAUAUAUAUAAAUAUAAAAUAAUAUGUAUGCACAUAUGUGUGUGUAUAUAUCUAUAUGUAUAUACAUAUAUAGAUAUAUAGAGAUAUAUAGAGAGGUUCUGAGACGAAAACUGCAGAACGUGAAAACCGAACUGAACAGCGUGUGCUCUGAUUACUUGAAUCUGGUCUCCUCGGCACCUGGUUAACUGAAUAUUUUUCCACUUGAAUUUAGCGCUAUUAGAAAUUUAAUAUAUGUGUUUUAUUUAUUUGAUUUUUUUUUUUGCAUGACUGAUGCAAGGUUUGACAUUUUCACUCAAUAAAAACUGGAAAAAAACCUA
Nyctereutes procyonoides (raccoon dog) is the source of this 7572-nucleotide messenger RNA. RefSeq names its product castor zinc finger 1 (gene CASZ1). Gene Ontology annotation, cellular component: nucleus. Lineage: Eukaryota; Metazoa; Chordata; Mammalia; Carnivora; Canidae. Gene Ontology annotation, biological process: positive regulation of transcription by RNA polymerase II; regulation of neuron differentiation. The record is from RefSeq and is a predicted model, not a curated record. Gene Ontology annotation, molecular function: RNA polymerase II transcription regulatory region sequence-specific DNA binding; DNA-binding transcription factor activity, RNA polymerase II-specific.